Messenger RNA from Trichoderma citrinoviride, 2057 nucleotides. RefSeq lists its product as hypothetical. The record is from RefSeq and is a predicted model, not a curated record. The transcript is spliced from 12 exons. Gene Ontology annotation, molecular function: ATP binding; ATP hydrolysis activity. Lineage: Eukaryota; Fungi; Ascomycota; Sordariomycetes; Hypocreales; Hypocreaceae. The annotation marks the transcript as partial.
CCCGCAAGGCCCUCCCCCGCCGCGGCGCCGGCAACACCGGCUUCGGCAACGGCGGCGGCCGCUCCGCCCGCGCCUACGGCCCGCACGACAUCGACAUGAUGGCCCUCCAGGAAGAAGCCGAGCGCCGCGAGCGCAUCCUCGCCGACCGGCGCCGCGUGGCCGCCAAGUGGCGCCCCAAGAUCCCCGAGGUCCGCAAGCCCGAGGACGAGCCCGACUACGCCGUCGAGGUCCUCCGCGCCCUGCGCCGCAGCGAGGAGACGGCCCGCGUCCGCAAGAGCUGGUUCAGCCUGUACGACAACCGCGGCGGUAGCGGCGACCAGCGCCGGAACCAGCAGAGGAAGAUUGAUCCCCUCGCCCAGGUGAAGCGCGAGAAGCGCAACGAGCUGCUCCCGUCCGACACCGAGAUCCAGCGCAUCCGCGUCCAGUCCCAGCCCUCGCGGUCGACGCCCCGCACCUUUAUGCGGCCCUUCAAGGCCCUGGUGUACUUCCAGCCCAAGAUGCGAGAGGAGCUCGCCGACGAGCAGGGCUCCGAGACCCCCUCCAGCGAGGAGGCCGAGGUCAUUGUCGAGCCCGGGUCGUCUUCUGAUACCGAGGACGACGACGAUGACCGUGAGUCCCUCGCCUCGGUCGACUCCAACGCCGACGAGGACUUUGACGGCCUCAUGGACAGCCCCGAGGCGCUCCGCGACAUGCGGUGCUACGUCAAGUUCAUCGACGAGGAGAUCAUGCCGCUGUACGCGCGCUUCGACGACAGCUCGGCCGAAAAGGUCAAGUUCGACGACCUCUGGUCCCUCUUCCGCGUCGGCGACCUCAUCCACAUGCCGGCCGCCGUCGAGGCCGGCGGGCGCUACCACGAGGUCUGGCGCAUCUACCGCAACGGCUGGGGCUUCUUUGACGAGUUCGACGACGUCGACGACUCCACCAAGUUCAAGAUCUCGGCCUACUACGUCGACCACGACGGCUCGACGUUCGGCGCCCGCUCCAUCGACUCGCUCCCCUGCUACCCGAUGCGCUACCAGCCCGGCCACGAGGAGCUCAUCGAAGGGCUCAAGGCCCAGGGCCGCCGCUUCCUGCACUACCUCGAGGACCGCCACCAGCAGCACAACGCCUGGACGCUGACGCGCAACCCGCCCUCGCACCGCAACGAGCCCGACCAGGAGAUCCUCGAGAACGAGUACUACGAGAAGAUGCGCCACCCGGAGUUCGUCGAGAGCGACGUCAUCGUCGACCUCACCGAGGCCUACCAGAAGAUGCCCAACUGGCGGCCCGACUUCCACCAGCUGGCCGACGAGAUGCCCAUCCAGCGCUGGUUCGACGGCGCCCGCCAGAACAGGUCGUACGUGCAAAAGGAGAUUAUCCAAAAGGCCGACGGCGUCGAGAGCCGCCAGCGCCGCGACAACCUCGCCGUCGACACCUUCUUGCGCAACCGCCUGCGCGGCACCCGCAACUUCGAGGCAAACGCCCAGGCGCUCAAGCUGCGCGACGAGGACCUCCGCCGCUUCAUGCCCAUCGACCUCAACCUGCUCAAGCCCGUCCGGCGCGAGGACGUCGUCCGCAGCCUCGUCAUGUCCCAUUUCCGCAAGAAGGAGCUCGAGCGCCGCUACGACCUCAUCCAGGGCAAGGGCCGCGGCCUCGUCGUCCUCCUCCACGGCGUCCCCGGCGUCGGCAAGACGGCCACCGCCGAGGCCGUCGCCAUGGAGAACAAGAAGCCCCUCUUCGUCAUCACCUGCGGCGACCUCGGCCUCUCGCCCUACGAGGUCGAGUCCCGCCUCAAGAACGUCUUCCGCCUCGCCCACCUCUGGGACUGCGUCCUGCUCCUCGACGAGGCCGACGUCUUCCUCUCGCAGCGCUCCAAGCAGGACAUGACCCGCAACGCCCUCGUCUCCGUCUUCCUCCGCGUCCUCGAGUACUACAACGGCCUCCUCUUCCUCACCACAAACCGCGUCGGCACCAUCGACGAGGCCUUCAAGUCCCGCAUCCACCUCUCCCUCUACUACCCGCCCCUCGACAAGACCCAGACCACCGACAUCUUCCGCCUCAACAUCGCCAAGCUCAAG